Molecule: messenger RNA, 1509 nt
Organism: Hirsutella rhossiliensis
Lineage: Eukaryota; Fungi; Ascomycota; Sordariomycetes; Hypocreales; Ophiocordycipitaceae
Product: 6-phosphogluconate dehydrogenase
Exons: 3
Coding region: 1-1509 (502 amino acids)
Source: RefSeq, a predicted model, not a curated record
AUGGCUUGGCGGCCCCUCGGCGUCCUAUCCCUCUGUCGACGACCGGGGCCGAAGCCAACGCCCCAGUCGCGAUGGCUUUCUUCCAGCCGCGACGGCAGUGAGCAAACCCGCUUCUCCUACUUUUCGCCAGCUCAGAAGCAAAGCGAUGAUGCGCAGCUGUUCGCCGUGUUGGGCGACAGCGACGAAGUGCUAGCCAACCCCCUGGCCCACAACGCAGCUGUAGUUCUCGCAACACCACACUAUGCCAGGCAAGUCGGCGACAGCGCCUUCGUGGGGAAGAUUGCUCGACUACUGGCGGGGGAUGCCCACGUUGGCCAGUUCCAUGUCUUGUGCGCCGUCGUUGACCAUUUGGCACCGGCCUUUGGGGGAUCAGAAACGUUGCAAGGCAUCUCCGUCCUGCGGGGCCAUCUGGACGAUACCUUGCCCGAACUCUGGCUCCCGCAGCCUCCCAAGUCCAAGGAAGAUUCUGAGUCUGUAUCGUCUCUCACCUUUGAUCUUGGCAGCCCCUGGAUCACACUUCCCCUGGCGCGAACAACCUUUCAAAACGGCCGGCCUUCCACGCUCAUCACUUCACGGUUCGACAUGACGCGCACGUCUCCUCAGCUGGCCCAAAGUUUGGAGAAGCACUUCCAGCGCAUUCGCAUGUCGCUUGAAACGCCGGCGCAGUCCGUAGCAGAUCUUGGACUUUGGGCCCCUCUAUCGCCCGUUACCCGCCCUCGCUUCGUGACGGAGAGUUUUGGAAACAUCAUCCGAGGCGUCCGCCUCAACGGGAAGUCAGAACCGGCAUCGACGGAACUAGAGGCCGCGGUGGAAACCAUGUUCAGGCACAGGCCAGCAUCAGGGACCCCGCCUGGCCCAGUGGGGGUUUGGGCCAUGGUUACGCCCAGCGGCCACGAAGCGCUGGAGCAUGCGCCUGAUCCGACCCCGAUUCUGCAGGGAAAGCCGCUGACUCGGGACGCAAUCGAGGAGACCGCCGAGUGCCUUGAGCAGUUGCAUCAGUCUGGGGGGCGCUUCUAUCAGAUCCUGAGCGGCGGCGGCGGCUGGGGCUCCAAAAAGGGCUUGCUCUCCCUCGAUCCGGAGCGGACUCACAUGGUUCAUUCCGAGGAAGAGGCCAUGGCCCGCUUUGUGCAGACGAUGGAGGGCUCUGGUUUUGCGGCCCCUGGAUCGCAAAUUCAAUUCUUCACCACGGCACGAGCGUCACCCCGGGACACGGCAUUUUCUUUAUCGGGCACCAUGUUCGGCGUCCCCGAUGGCGUGGACGAAGUCGCCGACAUGGCCGAGGUGUCAGAGUCGGGCUGUCUGGUCAAGGACCACUUCGGCGCCUUAUCGAGCAAGGGCGUAUUCGUUGCCGGGUCUGCAGACAAAGGAGCUGACGCCAUGGACGAGUCCAAGCUGAGCGUCCCGGGCUCUCGAAUCUACGUCGACACAUUCGAUAUGAAGGCUGGCGGGCUGGGAGCUCUUGGGGCUGCAGCGCUGGCCGAGGCCGUCACGGCUGCACUCAUCCCGUAG